Anolis carolinensis (green anole) is the source of this 1058-nucleotide messenger RNA. Its product is annotated as interleukin-23 subunit alpha. Gene Ontology annotation, molecular function: cytokine activity. Bases 1 to 591 code for a protein of 196 amino acids. Gene Ontology annotation, cellular component: interleukin-23 complex; extracellular region. Gene Ontology annotation, biological process: positive regulation of T cell proliferation; positive regulation of T-helper 17 cell lineage commitment; immune response. The transcript has 4 exons. Lineage: Eukaryota; Metazoa; Chordata; Lepidosauria; Squamata; Anolidae. The record is from RefSeq and is a predicted model, not a curated record.
AUGAACAACCUGAGGAGCACCAUCAUAGGCUGCCUCCUGUGCCUCCUGCUGCUCUCUGAAGCUUCAACAGGGAUGAGGUUGCCCAGAGAAACCAAAGCUGUUUGGCAGCGUGGCAAAGAUGCUUCAUACGAGAUCCUCAGGCAGUUAGAGAAGCUGGAUAUCAAGAAGCCAGCGGCAUUUGAAACAACUGUUCAGUUUCCUCAACCAAUUGAAUGCAGCGACUCCUGUGAUCCAGAUUCCUUGGCCACCACAAAUAAACUGCCGUGCCUGACAAAAAUCAGCAAUGGACUCCGCCAUUAUCAUGACCUGCUGGCCAUGUUUUCUGAUCCAACGGUACCAACUGAGCUCCAGAACGCCCUGGAUAUCUUGCUAGAGCUGCCACUUCUAAAUGAAUCAGAGCCGGGAGCAUAUUUAACCCAAAUCAUUCAUCUCCUGCAGAAUGAAAGCGGCAAUGAAGGACGCAGCCCGGUCAGCAGGUCCGCCGUGCCAGGGUGGCAGAUGGCCCCGCUGCAGAAUUUGACCCUGUGGCGCCUGCAGUCCUUUGGGGUGGUGGCGGCAAGAGUCUUCUCCCACUGCACUGCUUUAGCUUAGAGAGAUCAAGACGCAUCAACUAGAGUCAAUGCGGAUUGAUGAGAAACAUCAAGACAAGAAGUUCUAAGGAGAGAAGCCAAUCAUCAUCAUCAUCAUCAUCAUACUUUAUUUAUAUUCUGCCUCAUCUCCCUGAGAGGGCUUCAAUUGAUGAAGUCUUUUCCCCCCCAGUUGUAUACUUCCAUGAAUUUUAACUUAUUUAAUCUAUAUUAUUUAACUUAUAUAUUUAUAUAUUUAUGUAUUUAUUAUUUAUUUGGCUGGAAUUCAGCUGGGCCAUCGAGGCAUCAUAGUUGGCCCAUAAUGUAUGGAGAAUGUUAGUGCCAGCGAUUAAAUAUUAUUAAGAAAGGGGUACGAUUUGUUCCAAAACCUGGCUCCUUUUGUUUCCAUAUUGUGUCCCUGUUUUUAAGGGAUUACAUGUGAUUUAUAAAAUUAUGUGGAUGUAUUUCAUGAAAUAAAGUAUUUUAUUACAC